This is a messenger RNA of Trematomus bernacchii (emerald rockcod), 3136 nucleotides long. Its product is annotated as E3 ubiquitin-protein ligase TRIM39-like. The record is from RefSeq and is a predicted model, not a curated record. The transcript has 2 exons. NCBI's taxonomy places the organism in Eukaryota, Metazoa, Chordata, Actinopteri, Perciformes, Nototheniidae. Bases 373 to 2028 code for a protein of 551 amino acids. Gene Ontology annotation, molecular function: protein binding; zinc ion binding.
AGAUUAUGUCAUCCAUGACAUUUUACUGACAUCUGUUUUCCAAUAAAUCUAACUGAAAACAUUCAUCAUAAUAAAGAUUAGAAACAGCUUUUGACACACCUCACUCCUCACACGUGUAAAGCAGAACCUUUGCUCCCUAACUAUCAGAGAAAACCUGGUAUUUCUCAAUACCCAUGCAGAUCAGAGGGAGGGAACACCAGCUGCUGUGAGAGGAGGAGCUACAGUGGAAAGAGGAGAGCUUACACGACACACUCAGGGAACGAACGUUAAAUUAGUUAGAGAGACUAGUCUCUGUUUCUGUCUAAAGAAAAUACAAACUGAGUUCAUCAGAUCUUUCUCAACAACACAGCAGAAUCUCUGUCAAACACUGAUAUGGCUGCUGCAAGCUAUCUGCCUUCUGAAGAUCAGUUUUUCUGCACCAUCUGUCUGGAUUUGUUCACUGAUCCAGUCACUAUACCAUGUGGACACAACUUCUGUAAAGACUGCAUUGAAGAACACUGGGAUACAAGUUACUGGUGCCAGUGUCCCAUGUGUAAUAAAGAAUUCUACACAAGACCUGAGCUGCACGUUAACACUUUCAUCUCUGAGAUGGUAUCUCAGUUCAGACAGUCGGCUCAACAGAAAGCCAGCAGCAGCAGCAGCAGCAGCUCAGAGCAACAAGUCUUCAAACCAGCAGAAGUUCCCUGUGACGUCUGCACUGGAACCAAACUGAAGGCCCUGAAGUCCUGCCUGGUGUGUCUGACCUCCUACUGUGAGACUCACCUGGAGCCUCAUCUGACAGCUUCAAGCCUGAAAAGACAUCAGCUGAUCGACCCUGUGGAGAACCUGGAAGACAGGAUGUGUCCGAAGCACGAUAAACCUCUGGAGCUGUUCUGUAAGACCGACCAGACAUGUGUCUGCAUGCUCUGCCAUGUUUCAGAACACAAGAUGCAUGAUGUGGUUCCUCUCAAAGAAGGAUAUGAAAGAAAGAAGGCAGAGUUGGGGAAGACAGAGGCAGAAACUCAGCAGAUGAUCUGGAAGAGACAACUGAAGAUUGAGGAGAUCAAACACUCAGUGGACCUCAGUAAGGAAGAAGCAGACAGAGAGGUAGCAGAAGGUGUUCAGGUCUUCACUGCUCUGAAGAAGUCUGUUGAGAGAGGCCAGGCCAAUCUCAUCAACACGAUCAAAGCGAAGAAGAAAACAACUGAAAAAAAGGCUGAAGCUUUAAUCAAAGAGUUAGAACAGGAAAUCUCUGAGCUGAAGAAGAGAAGCUCUGAGGUAGAGCAGGUCACACACUCUGAAGACCACCUGCAUUUUCUACAAAGUGUCAAGUCCCUAAACAUUCAACACCAACAACCCUCCAAGGACUUGAGAAAAUUCCGUUUGACCCCAGCGGUAUAUGAGGGGACGGUGGUAAAGGCUGUGGCUAAGGUGGAGGAGACGUUCAGUAAAGAGAUGAAGAAGCUGCUUGAAGCUAAGCUGAAGAGGAUCCAGAAGUAUGCAGUGGAUGUGACUCUUGACCCUGAUACAGCCUAUCCCAGUCUCAUCCUGUCUGAUGAUGGAAAACAAGUGAGGUAUGGUGAUGUUCAAAAGAAACUCCCAGACAACCCAGAGAGAUUUUCUGAUUGUAAUUGUGUUUUAGGAAAGCAGAGUUUCUCUUCAGGCAGAUUUUACUUUGAGGUUCAAGUUAAAAGAAAGACUGGAUGGGAUUUAGGAGUGGCCAGAGAGUCGAUCAACAGGAAGGGAGAGAUCAUAUCGACCCCUAAAGAUGGUUACUGGACUAUAUGUUUGAGAAAUGGAAAUGAGUACAAAGCUCAAGGUGCUCCGUCAGUCCGUCUCUCUCUGAAGUCUCGGCCUCAGAAGGUGGGGGUGUUUGUGGAUUAUGAGGAGGGUCUGGUCUCCUUUUAUGACGUAGAUGCUGCAGCUCUGAUCUACUCCUUUACUGGCUGCUCCUUCACUGAGAAACUCUUCCCAUACUUCUAUCCAGGUCAUAAAUAUGGCCGUAAAAACUCUGCACCUCUGAUCAUCUCUCCUGUCAGAGUCACCUAAUCACUCAUCUUAUUUCAUGUGUUGAUUUGUUUUCAUUCAAGGAAACAAACAUCGAUAUUUAGAGUAUUUUCUACAAAAUAAGUUUAAUGUGGUGACUGAUUUACAUAUGGUUUAGAUUCUGUAUACAACACAUAAGUGGAUGCAUUAAUCUACUCAACAAUCAAAUAAUGAUCUCUUCAACACUUUAUCCUAACACAUGUGGAGAAUAUCUAUGAACGUUGGAAAAAGCUAUAGAUUUAUUUUAACUUUAAAAAAAAAAGGUUGUUUCUAAAGACACCAAAUUUGUCAAGCUAGUUAGAAUUGAUAAUAACAUUAAAUGUUUUAUAAUUAAUUGUGUCAUGAAGCUUCAUUUAAGAGAAAGGCUUAUUACGUGCCUCUACAGUGUACUACAUUUAAUAUGUGUAAUAGUUAAACUGCUAGAAAACUAAAAUGAAGCUAAAUAAUAUGAUAAAUCCUCAUUUGUGUUCAAAUGGUUUGGUUAAUAACUGUUAACUUGUAUAUCUACAUGCCAGGUUUUAUAUUGAUUACUGGUAAAAAGGCUUAUGAAUCAAAGACAUCUGUAAAUAUGUGAUUGUGAGUUAAGAAAACAGUAAAAUAAACUAGAUGUUUGGUCUGAGAAAGCAGGGACUCGAGCUCUAAACACUGAACAGGAAGGCCUGGUUUACACAUCAUUUGUAUUUCAUGACACAUUUCCUGAGGCUAAUUCACAUUAAAAAAAUAUAUAAAUUGAUGGCUUUUUGUGUGAAGAGCUUGUAGGAUGAAAUGUUUGUUUCCACUAGCAGUGAUUGGAUAUUGGCUGUAGAGCAGAAAACAGUGGGGCUGAUAUCAGAGAGGUAGCAUUCACUUUUACGAGUGAAGGCAGUCACUAUAACACUAAAACUACUCUUUACAAUGAAGUAACUAACUACAGAGUUUAGUAUUAUACAAGUAUUUAUGCCAACAACUCAUCAAAGGAAAAAUGGGGUUUGAUUUAAUGACAUGUUUUAAGGAUAUAACAGUUGGACUUAAGCCCUACCAUUUGCUUCCUGUAGUUUUGCCAUCUUUUUAUAAAACUAGUUUCCCCCUUUGUGAUAUAAAAAGCUGAAUCAACAUGAUGUCCUACAUUUGU